CGCCAUCUUAUGUCGCCUUUCUAUUGUUCAUAAUUGGAGUUAACAGAGGCGGCAUAGCGUUAUUGUGCGCAUUAUAUGAAUUUGAAGACGCAUAAGAGAACAUUUUAUGAAGGAAAGAACUGGCGAAUAACCAGAGACUGUCAUAGAAACUGACAAGUUGAAUUUCUCUCAGGGUUCGAUCUUUCAUUCGAUCGGCAAAUAUGAUGGACGACGAACAGCCCAAGACUUUGUAUGUUGGAAACCUGUCCCGCGACGUGACAGAGGCGCUGAUCAUGCAACUCUUCGGGCAGAUAGGACCCUGCAAGAGCUGUAAAAUGAUUGUUGAUACGGCAGGUAAUGACCCAUACUGCUUUGUGGAGUUCUACGAGCAUAGGCAUGCUGCUGCCUCACUGGCUGCAAUGAAUGGACGUAAAAUAAUGGGUAAGGAGGUCAAGGUCAACUGGGCCACCACACCUAGCAGCCAGAAAAAAGACACAAGCAACCACUUCCAUGUCUUUGUGGGAGACCUCAGUCCAGAAAUUACCACAGAUGACAUCAAAGCUGCCUUUGCACCCUUCGGGAGGAUAUCUGAUGCUCGCGUGGUGAAAGACAUGGCCACAGGGAAGUCUAAGGGCUACGGCUUUGUGUCCUUCUACAACAAAUGGGAUGCAGAAAAUGCCAUCCAACAGAUGGGCGGCCAAUGGCUGGGUGGGCGUCAGAUUAGAACCAACUGGGCAACGAGAAAGCCCCCAGCGCCCAAAGCCACCUACGAGACGAAUACCAAGCAUCUGUCUUUUGAGGAAGUCGUCAACCAGUCCAGCCCUAGUAACUGCACUGUCUACUGUGGAGGGGUCACCACAGGCCUGACUGAGCAAUUGAUGCGACAGACGUUCUCCCCCUUUGGCCAAAUUAUGGAAAUUCGUGUGUUUCCAGACAAAGGCUACUCUUUCGUGAGGUUUAACUCACACGAGGGUGCAGCCCACGCCAUUGUCUCUGUCAAUGGCACCUCCAUAGAGGGCCAUGUGGUCAAGUGUUACUGGGGCAAAGAGACGACAGAGAUGGUCAGUCCCAUGCAGCAGGUACAGAUGCCUCAGCAGAACAAACUAGGCUUUGCAGCCCAGCCCUAUGGGCAGUGGGGUCAGUGGUACGGCAACACCCAGCAGAUCGGCCAGUACGUGCCCAACAGCUGGCAGGUACCCGCCUACGGCGUCUACGGCCAGGCAUGGAACCAGCAGGGCUUCAAUCAUUUACAGGCCGGGGCUGGCUGGACGGGGGUCGGAGCCAUCAGCAACGGAGCCAUGGUGGAACCGACACAGGGAGUCAACGGAACAAUGCUCGCCAACCAGUCCGGCAUGGGCACAGCUGGCUACCACACACACUGAUCGGACUGAACCAACUGAGCG
Molecule: messenger RNA, 1382 nt
Organism: Sardina pilchardus (European sardine)
Lineage: Eukaryota; Metazoa; Chordata; Actinopteri; Clupeiformes; Clupeidae
Gene: tia1
Product: TIA1 cytotoxic granule-associated RNA binding protein
Exons: 12
Coding region: 201-1361 (386 amino acids)
Molecular function (GO): RNA binding
Source: RefSeq, a predicted model, not a curated record